GUUUCUUCCCAUUCCGUCGUCCUGAUUGGCUGGCUGUAACGUCUCUUUCUCUCUCUCUCCACUCUCCCUCCCCCGGUCCUCUCUCUCUCUCUCUCUCUUACACACCAAGAAAGCGUCUCUGUCUGUGGCACAACCUACGCAGCCGAUUGGAACAAGCAGCCGUCCAUCCAGCCACGGCGCAGAGAACAGCAGGGGAUGAACAAAACAACUGAACCUCUCUAACCAACACCAGAAAUCCAGUAAAAACAAAACCACCUAACCACCUCGAGCCGGAGUUAUUCUCCAACACAAUUCUCAUAUCACCUCAUUCCUUCAUGCCCCCCUCCUAAUCUUUCUUUCUAAAACCCUGAAGAAAUCUAGAGAAUUUGCAGAUGGGAGACGUCUCAGACACCGCCGGCCAUCGGAAAGUCCCCAAACUUCCCAUUGAGGGCCGCAGGAACAUUCUGAUCACCAGUGCUUUACCAUAUGUCAACAAUGUUCCCCACCUCGGGAACAUCAUCGGCUGUGUUUUGAGUGCUGAUGUCUUUGCUCGGUACUGCCGUCUCCGUGGAUACAACACCAUUUACAUAUGUGGUACAGACGAAUAUGGCACAGCGACUGAGACAAAAGCCAUGGAAGAAAACUGCACCCCUCAGCAGAUUUGCGACAAAUACCAUGCGAUUCAUAGAGAGGUAUAUAAGUGGUUUGACAUAAGUUUUGAUGAGUUUGGGCGAACAUCUACUCCACAGCAGACUGAAAUUUGCCAAGCAAUUUUCAAGAAGCUUUUGGAGAACAAUUGGCUUUCAGAAAACACUAUGCAGCAGCUCUACUGCAACACAUGCAAACGCUUUUUAGCUGACAGGUUCGUGGAGGGCACCUGCCCUACACCAGAUUGCAACUAUGAAUCUGCAAGAGGUGAUCAGUGUGAAAAAUGUGGCAAAAUGUUGAAUCCAACAGAACUAAAGGAUCCUAAAUGCAAGAUCUGUCGGACAACCCCACAUAUUCGUGAUACAGAUCACAUGUUUCUAGAACUCCCACUGUUGAAGCAUAAGUUAGAGGAGUAUAUCAACAACAUGUCAGUGGCUGGAUCAUGGAGUCAGAAUGCUGUUCAAGCUACAAAUGCCUGGCUAAAAGAGGGACUAAAACCACGGUGUAUUACCAGGGAUCUUAAGUGGGGGGUUCCUGUUCCACAUGACAAAUUCAAAGACAAGGUUUUCUAUGUAUGGUUUGAUGCUCCUAUUGGAUAUGUUUCAAUCACUAAAUGCUACACAGAUGAAUGGGAGAAAUGGUGGAAAAAUCCUGAAAAUGUGGAGCUUUUUCAGUUUAUGGGCAAGGACAAUGUGCCAUUUCAUACUGUAAUGUUUCCAUCUACACUUCUUGGAACUGGCGAAAACUGGACACUGAUGAAGACUAUCAGUGUUACAGAAUACUUAAAUUAUGAAGCAGGAAAGUUCUCUAAAAGUAAGGGAGUGGGAGUUUUUGGUAAUGAUGCAAAGGAUACAAAAAUUCCUGCAGAAGUGUGGCGAUAUUACUUACUAACAAAUAGGCCAGAGGUAUCAGACACAUUAUUCACCUGGGCUGACCUGCAAGCCAAACUCAACAGUGAAUUGCUUAAUAAUUUGGGAAAUUUUAUUAAUCGAGUGUUGAGCUUCAUAGUCAAGCCUCAAGGCCUAGGAUAUGCUUCCAUCAUUCCUGAUGCUCCAGAUGCAGAAACUCAUGAGUUAACCAAGAUAUUAGCAGAAAAAGUUGGUAAACUAGUUGAGCAAUAUGUGGAAUCAAUGGAGAAGGUCAAAUUAAAACAAGGUCUUAAAAUUGCAAUGAGCAUUUCUAGUGAAGGAAAUUCUUAUCUGCAAGAUAGCCAGUUCUGGAAGCUCUACAAAGAUGAUCAAUGUUCCUGUUCCAUUGUUAUGAGAACUUCAGUUGGUCUAGUGUAUCUUCUUGCAUCUCUAUUGGAACCUUUCAUGCCAUCUUUUUCUGUUGAGGUUUUGAAGCAGCUUAACUGGCCUAAAACACAACUUUCACUUUGUGAUGAGAAAGGAGAUCUGGACAAUGCAAGAAGACCUUGGGAGAUUUUACCUGCUGGUCAUGAGAUAGGGGUGCCUUCACCACUAUUUAAGGAAUUGAAAGAUGAAGAGGUGGAGUUCUUUAGGGAGAAGUUUGCUGGAAGUCAAGCUGAUAGGGUUUUGAAGGCAGAGGCUGAAGCAAACAAGGUUGCUGAGCAACUGAAGAAAACCAAAGUUUCAGAUGGUGAUGACAAAAAAAGACCAAACAAAUCUACAGUUGUAGCCAAACUAAAGGCAACUGCUGAAGUCGUUUCCAUCAGUAGGCUUGAUAUCCGUGUUGGUCUCAUAAAAAAGGUUCAGAAACAUCCAAAUGCUGAUUCCCUUUAUGUGGAAGAGAUUGAUGUGGGUGAAGGAUCUCCAAGAACAGUUGUUAGUGGCCUUGUCAAAUACAUUCCUCUUGAAGAAAUGCAGAACCGGAGAGUCUGUGUUCUUUGCAACCUCAAGCCAGUGACCAUGCGAGGUGUCAAAUCACAAGCAAUGGUUCUCGCCGCUUCCAACAAUGAUCACACGAAAGUUGAAUUGGUAGACCCGCCUCAGUCUGCUCCUGUGGGAGAGAGAAUUACAUUUCCUGGGUUCCAUGGUGAACCUGAUGAUGUUCUCAACCCUAAGAAGAAAGUCUGGGAAACGAUACAGGUAGAUCUGCACACUGAUACUGAGCUAGUGGCUCAUUACAAAAAUGUUCCCUUUACCACAUCAGCAGGUAUUUGUAAAGUGGCAUCCAUAGCUGGAGGAACCAUCCAGUAGAUCCCUAUAUUUUAUGAGUUUCCAAACGACAUUAAUAUUCUUGUUGUUACGUUCAUAUUGUUUGUUGUUUAUGUUACAACAAAAACAUUUUCCUUUCAAAAAAAAAAUGAAAGAAAAAAAGAACAGAAAGAAAGAAAGAAACAAUUUCCUAAUGAGGGAUUUGUACAUGUUAAUAUGUGAAUUUUAAGAAAGUGACUUUUGUUUC
Nelumbo nucifera (sacred lotus) is the source of this 2991-nucleotide messenger RNA. Its product is annotated as putative methionine--tRNA ligase. NCBI's taxonomy places the organism in Eukaryota, Viridiplantae, Streptophyta, Magnoliopsida, Proteales, Nelumbonaceae. Gene Ontology annotation, molecular function: ATP binding; tRNA binding; methionine-tRNA ligase activity. Gene Ontology annotation, biological process: methionyl-tRNA aminoacylation. Gene Ontology annotation, cellular component: cytosol; aminoacyl-tRNA synthetase multienzyme complex. The record is from RefSeq and is a predicted model, not a curated record.